GUCCUUACGUCUGCCGUCCUCUCAGGUAGCAGUCUGGGAAGUGAGAUAUCUAGCAUCUGUCUCAGCAAGUUACAGUGGCAGUGUUAUUACGCUUUGAAGAACGAAACCGACAACUCAGGUAGGUCCUCUUCCUCAUCCCGGCUAUCUUUUUAAACGGUCGGUGUGCUGCUAUUGAGGUCUGUAUCUAUGGUGACGUGAUGGAGAUUUGGUUGCUAACAGUGCCUAGCAACAGAGGGGCUCGUUUGCAGGGUAACGUUAACGAUAAACAUUGAGCAGCUCUCACUGACCAAAGAGGCUAACAUAAAAUGUGUAAAAAUAUGGCUUUGAGAAACUUUUUAUUGUAACAAACUAGAUACCAAUACAAUUUUGAAUUUAAAAAUAUAUUAAGCUUGGUAACUGGAAGUUUUUUUGUGACAUUAAUGUUAUUUCGUGGUGAUCUUUGAAUCAUGUCUCUCAAUGCAUCGGUGAAAGAGGCGUUAAAGUCUGAAAUAAAUGUUGUCCUAUCUUAAUAAUAACCACAAAAGACCUAAUGUUUAAACAAAAUAUGGGUUUAUGGUGUAACAUAACAAACUUUGGCAGGUAUAGUAAAAUCAUACAUCUUAAUAAAUGUAAAUAUAGGGACAGUGAUUUUGGAUACGUCGUUUUCAGACUCGCCAUUAAUGUCUUUUUAGAAAAACACUGUCAUUGAAUCCAUUGUUUUGAUUACCACAGAAAUGAGCUCCCAAAUCCGACAAAACUUCCACCAGGACUGCGAGGCAGCCAUCAACAGACAGAUAAACCUGGAACUCUAUGCUUCUUAUGUUUAUCUCUCAAUGGUGAGAAAAAACACUGUGCAUCUUUGUAGUGCAUAGCUUUUAGGUGUUAAAUGUAUGCCCCAUAAUGUUCUCUGUAUUUUUGUUUAGGCCUACUACUUCGAUAGGGAUGACAAAUUCCUGCCACAUUUUUCAAAGUUCUUUCAAGCACAGUCUAAAGAGGAGCGGGGGCAUGCAGAGAAACUCAUGGAUCUACAGAACAAGCGAGGAGGACGAAUUUUUCUGCAGGACAUCAGGGUAUGAAAUUACAUAUUUAUCCAGUUAAUAAUCUACAUUGUGAUUAGAAUAUUCAUUUUACCACACUAUUCCACUAUACAAGUUACAACUUUCAUAAAGGCCUUUAAAUUGUCAGUUGGAGUGCAAAGUAAAGAUGUAGUUAUUCAUGUGUAGGUUAUUUUUGGAAAAUUGGAAUAACAAUGGUUUUAAAUUGUUGUGAAUUAUUAAUGUCUGUCUCAGAAACCUGAUCGUGAUGACUGGGGCAGCGGCCUAGAGGCUUUGGAGUGUGCCUUGCAGCUUGAGAAAAGUGUAAACCAAUCCCUGCUGGACCUGCAGAAAAUGGCAACAGAACACAACGAUCCUCAUGUAAGCAGCAGACAAAAAGCCAGCACACUGAGAUACAGCCUAAAUCUUCUAUACAUGUUAGACACUCUGUUGUCCUCCACUCAAAUCAAGCUUUGGAUAAAAAUAUUCUUUUACCAUAAAACACACUAAAAGGCUGGUUUAUGAUAGAAUCCAGGCCUUGAGAGGGGAAAAACAGACAUGUAAAAUGACUGAUAAAAAGUCAAAAGGAAAACUUUGAGUGUGGCUAGAAGCAUCUGUUGCCACAGCUUUGUGGGCAACAAACAUAUCAAGCCAAUGUUUGCACAAAUUCUCCUUAAACUACAGGAACUAUGGCAAGUAAAGAGUACAUGCUGUUUCUGAUCUCAAAAAUGAGCUUUUACUGAAACAUGCUGUGUCUGUUUGCACGUGCAUGCCUGAUGUCUGACUAAUAAAAAAAGAAUUGUUCUUUUUUUUCCAGAUGUGUGACUUCAUAGAAACACAUUUCCUGGAUGAACAAGUCAAAUCCAUUAAACAGCUUGCAGACUGGAUAUCCAGCUUGAACCGCAUGGGGGCCCCUCAGAAUGGCAUGGCUGAGUACCUGUUUGACAAACACACUGUGGCUGAAGAAGGCAGUUAAACUAAGCUACGACACUGAUAACCCUCCUGGUUCCAGCAGUAUACCCCUUCGCCUCUGACACAUCCUGCUUAUGAUACAGAUAACACUGUUUUAUUUAUUCCUGUGAGCUCUCUUUUUACACACACACGUUUUGAAAUACACAGAUGGCUCUCAGAAGCAAUAAGUGCACCUGUUAGUUCACUUUUCUUUCCAGAUCACAGUCUGGGCAUGUUCGUAAAAACUGAGCCAUAAUAGCUUUUUAAUGCCACAUGUGUGAUCAUAUAACAUUGUAUUUUAUUGACUCAUUCAUUGUAAGAAAUGCAAGGUGGCCAUGUGCCACAAAUUCAUGUCAAAAUGUUGUUUUAAGCAAUAAAUGAAAUGACCACCAAUCAGUUACCCAUUAACUUACUAUUACCUAUGACAGUGCAGUCCACAUCUUAGGAACUUUGAUUGUAUUUGUCUCCUUUUAUUAUUUCCCACUUUCUUCCUCAAUGUUUUAAACAACUCACUCUCAUAUAUUAGUCCUUCAAACUGAUAGAGAGGACAAUACUUACCAAUACCAUCCAAACCUACAAGUUUUAAACAAAUAACUAUAAUAAUUCAUUAAAUGACUGUAUGAUUUGUGAUUACAUUUAACUGUGAAUUUGAGGUAAAGUACAUAUACAGUUUGCCUGUACAACAAAAUAAAGUCAGAUGGUUAAAAGACAUAUAUUUUAACUUCCUUUUUUUAUUGGAAAAAAGCUGAAAAAUGACCAAAGGAACAACAUGAUACUUGAUAUUUAUUAAUGAUGAAAUCAAAGUGCUAAAUAAAGAACACACCACUUGCCUUCUUGCUGAAUAUCAGAGGAAGCUGUUAAGUAUAUUUAAGUUUUCCUCUACAUGCGCUGAGUUAAUUACAUAUGGUGCUUUUGAAUCAUAAGUAGGUUAAGUGUUCAGUAAGAGCAUACCAGGAAGUAGAGAUUAACUUAGAUACCUUUAGUCUGCAUACUGCUACAAAAAACUGAAAUGCAUUCCGAUUGUGACAAUGAUUAGUAUGUGUUUGGUUACGAAUAUUUCAAAUACCAUACAAGGUACAAACACAGUCAGUUACACCCUCUUUGCUUAGUCCUGCUCCCUCCCUCCAGCCGCCUUGUUCCCCCCACCAUCCGCCAGAACGCCCAGAAGGUCUCCUUCAGCCAGUGAGAUUCCCGAGUCAUUGGGUGAGUGCUGCUGAUUGGUUUCUUGUUGUGAUGAUGCUGAAGUGGGAACUGUGUUCAUGUUAUUGCUCAAUCCCCCGUUGGCGCCCCCAUUGCUUGUCCUCAUGUUGGCGCUAAAGUUACCAUGGUUACUAAAAUUACUGUGACUUGUAUUGUUGCAGAGACUUCCUGUUGUGCCAGCGCCGUUGGUGCUAGUUGCAUUAAUACUGCUAGAGCUGUUGUUGGGAUUAUUAGGAUUUGCUGCUGCUGUGCGAGACGGUGGAGUGAACGAGAACACCCUUUCUCCUCCACUUCCUGUUGCCCUUGCACUUAGGGGUCCUUGUUGACUAUCAACUGAGGGAAGGGGGUCCAGAGUAAGGCGGGGAGGUAGAGGGCGGCGAGACAGCAGGCCAUGUCCAGGUCUUACUUUUGAAAUUGGGCAGAGUUCAGGUGGGGGGUCUGGAAAGGAGAAGGCAGGAGCACUUGGGGCUCCACCAUCCUCACUGAGCCAGGGGAAUGCAGAGGAUGGAGGUGGGGGGAUGUGGUUUGGGGUGUCUGGAGGAAGCAUCUGUGAUGCCACCAUUGGAUGAGCAAGGGAGGUGCAGCUUCGGUCACACUCGUUCUGAGGUCGGCGGGCAGGUCGGGGACGGGGCACAGCAGGGGGGACACAAUGAAUAGGUGUUUGUGGGCAGCUGUAGAAACCAGGUCUCUCAUAUAAGGGAAUGUUAGAGAAGGCGUAGUCUGCAUCUUGGUUCAAAGGCUGGCGAGCUUGACUCUGAGCUGAGAGUGCUUCUGGGUGUAAGAACAGAGGAAAGCGGCUUAACGGAGCUCCAGGGCGGCGACGCAGCAGAGAGACCCUUGAAGAGCGAGGAAAGUUAGGAGAAUGGACACCAAGAAGACGACCCAGACCCCCAAGCAGUGGGGUGGAGUAGUUGGCCUCCUCAUUUUCUUUGAUUUGCUCCAGAUUUGACUGGAACUCCAUCUCCUCCUUGGGAACACUAGUUUGGAUGAAGGGAAUAGUUGUUAUAUGGUUAAAGUACAAAAUGAAUGUCUGCUACAGAAAGAUAAAAAGAACAUGACUGAACCUUAUAUCCAGGGCUGAGCCCAUGAAGGAAGGUUUGCGGUGUUCAGCACUGGCAGCAGUGUAGGGAGGCUGAGGUUCAGACUCAUUCCAGUACAUAUCCCUUUCCACCAGCGGAAGACUGUCAUACAUUUCAUCCACAGACAACAAGGACACCUGGGAGAUAACAAGAACCCAAGAAAAUGAAACGCAACAGCCUCAAACCACAUUUGAUUAAAUAUGGCGAGAGAGUUAAGUUUAAAUCUAAACCUGUAGAUUGCGAUCGACAAGCCAGUUGGUUUCAAAGUCAUCGUCAUCCUCACCAAAAGGAUUUAUGAGCUGCUCAGCCACCUAAGACCAUGAGUGAAAAAAGUGAUUCAGCUCAGAAAUGGACAAAUGAAUAUCAAGUAAACAAUUUCUCUCACAGUAUCAGCUUCAACAUCAUCACCAAUCUGUUGUUCCUAACCUUCAGCCAACCAACAUAAAAGAAGAACUGUAACAGGGUGAAAACAGGCAGGUAGAAGUCCACAUCAUGACCGGGGUAACCCUGAGUGGGGUCCAAGAACUGUCGACCAAUCAGACAGGCCAGAAAGAAGCUGUAAACAGCCACCGUCACCACCUACUUAAAAAAAUAUUAAAAAUAAAUACGUCAAGUCUGGCAGCGUUUGAUACUACCUUUGAGAGAAAAUUCAUUUCUCUAGAAUUUGUAUUGCUUUUGCCAAUUUCAUCAUGUUUGACAAGAUCAGAUUGCUAGUUUUGAUGAAUCGUGAAUGAUUUUAAAGUUCAUGAUUAUUGUUAUACCGCUCAAAAUCGUAUUCUUUAGGCCAUCUGUAUUUCUUAUAUCAGCACAGCAUUUUGAUUGUUAGUAGUGUUAACCCUUUUUCUUUUUUUUGACUAUUAAUUUCAGAUUAAUCACUGCAUUGAGCUAAUUAAUCACUUUGGUCUUUAAGCAAGUCAUCAACUUUGGUUUCAGCACAGUGUCUCAACAAAACCUGAGUAUAGACAAGAGGCAGGCUGAUCCAGUCAUAGCCGUACAGCUUCAUACACUUUGCACGUAAACUAUUCAACUCCUGAACAGAGAAAGAAAAGCAAGACAGGCAAAACUAGUUUGAACAAUGUUUCACUGCAUACAUAUUGCAAAAAUUUAGGAGAUAUGUAGAAUCUUGCAUAUUGAACCUACAGUGAGAAUGGCGGUGAGUGCCACAUCGUUGUUUAUGCGACCUUCAGUUCGAGCCCUCAGAGUCAAACUGACAAACCACAUGCAGGGAACCCAGAACUUGUUGUGGGGAGAAGGCAAGUCCUCCAAGCUUCUCAGCUCCUCUGAGGUCAUCAAACCUUAGAAACAUGGUAUAGAAAUGGAAGAAAGCCAUAAGAGAUAAGAGAUAGACAGCAAAGACCAAAAGUCCCACUUUUUACAGUUUAUUCAAGACCUUUAAAUCACACGAAUGCAACAAGCACGGUUGGCUGGAGUGGUGCUAAUGUGGCACCAACAAUUGUGAGACUGGAUGGUUCCAUUGACCAGAACCUUACCUGCCUGCACCAGAUGCUCCAUUGUGGGAAACCUCUUGUAGACAGCGGUGCUGACAGAGCGGUAGAUGAGAACACCUGAGAGGUUGGCGUAACGCAUUAGGGUUCGUCGGGUCAACCUGGAGGGCUCAUCAGUUCCACGAACAUGACCACCCACUAAUGAAGCCAACCGGUCCGGCCAGGGGAAGUUCUCAAACUGGCCCCACCAACGGGAUACAACCAAGGUGACAUAGAAACCUGUUAAACAAUUAACAAAUAAGGAAUUGAAUAAAAACCUCCUAAGAUGGAUUCCAGAAAAAUGGACUUACUUUAGGAGUUGAGCAGCGGCCAAUACUUACCCAGCACAAACGACACAGGGAUGAGUUCAGCGUAGCGAUCACAGUAUAGAGACAGCUUCUCAAACAGCCUUCUUUGGUCAUCAUGUAACACAAACCUGGUGGAGAAAACAUCGGCUGAGUUGAUUGCGAUCAAAAUACAACUAGCUUUAAUUUCAUAUAAUGGGCUUGGAUGUAUUGAGACAAGUAAUAACUUCCCAGCUUGUGGUUGUCAUGUAAAAAGUGUCUUGUUGAUAGGGGUUCUUUUGAAUAAUGUAACCACUCUCAGUGCGUCAAGUUUAUGUAGAAAUAAUCCAAUGUCCCAGUAAAGAGGGAAUCACGCAAACACGUUUCAUGUAAAAUCUGCUUCUCGAGCUCUAAACAUAGAAUGAGUCACUUAAAAUAUGUCUUAUUAUCUCAGUCAAAUGUUAGUGAUACUUAACAGAUAACAUUUCAAUCCACUGUAAAAUGUCCAUCAGCCUAAAACAUCAAGUAUGUGUGUCACACCACAUUCACCAUUGUCAGAGGAUGGUAUUAAAGAUGACUGAUUCAUUCUGUUACUAUACCUAUAAACAAUACUGAAGAAGUAGUAGAGAAGAGUGAAGAUUAUGAGCUCCCUGUAGAGAAGUUUGUAGAUGCUGCCCUUCCACCGCAGAAGCAGAUGGAAGAAGGUCCCCAGACCUGCAUCAGCAACCCUGCGAGAGUAGGUUACUGUCAUGGCUGCUCGCUUGCCAUUGUUCACUGACUGUGGCCUGACAUGAAGGAAAACCGCAGGGCGUUUUUCUCUGAGUCCUCUUAACUCAGCAUCAGAGAUCAACUUGGAUUUUAUCAGCCAACGUGUUCACAUACCUAAUUAAACAAAACAAAAUGACAGGUUUAGGUGGUUCUCGGCUUUCAAUCCAUGCAUGCCAAUCCUAUUUGUAAUCCCACACAAAGUCAACUCAGCACUUUCCAGCUUUUCCUGAACACCAAAAUAAACAUUCAAAAUCUAAAAUUCCCCCAUCUUUAAAAUUGCCCACCUCAUCUUUGCAGGGUUAAAGAAGAAAAAUCAACACAAGAGGUUGACACUAACAGCGCACAUACAAGGCUAUGAAGUCGUGGUUACUUACUGCACACUCAGGAAAAUCGUGGUGUUGUGGCCGCUGUGGCUGGAGAUGUGUAGACAGUGUUCAACAAAAAGGAAGUAGUGAAGAAAAGAGAGAGAGAGUAAGGGAGUCCUACACCACCAGUCACUUGAUGUGUUAAUCUGUUUCUUUAACAAAGCUGCAUUGUGAGGCCCGGUCCUGUUAAUCUGAAUAAAUCUGAGGACAGCAGAGCACCAACCCUGCACACAAAUAGGUUGGGCUUGUGCUGAGUAUUGUGUUCACAUUUUUUUAAAUAUGACUCUGAUGCAACCAUUUGUGGCUCAAUUUAUGUCCAGUGACCUGUAAAGUUUGGUCAUAAGUCUUUAGAUUUUGUUGAAAUAAAAAAAUUAUUCAUUAUUAUCCCUUUAAGGAAUCACUGGAUAUUCAGCCAUCAGAAACUCUAGAUCAGGCGGCGCUGUUUUACACCCCUCUGUUGGAAAAAAUGUGCAUAGCUUAGCUCUAACUGGCCAGAAGGUGUUAGCUAUUAACCCUUCCUUUCUAACCAGGAGACCAACAACAGGGCAAAGUGCUGACAACCUGCUUCAUACCAUUAAACCCAUUUUCAAAAAGCAGUUUUACUCAUUUUCAUGCACUAAGGAUGAGUUUAUUUACGCUUAGGUGAGUACAUUCUUUACAGUUUUUCCCCCUUUCCCCCUUGAUACUGUUUCAGAAAGUUGUGUUUGCAUUUCAUUUCUCAAACUAUUUCUUUUGUCAUGACAGACAAAGAAAGGAGUGUGACUUUAUUAAUAUAUUGUUAAAACAUUGUCAGGUCCAGUAACUACUGAAAAACUUUGCCUGUGGUUUGCUUUGUGAAACUUUAAUGCACAACUGAGUUUUCAUGUGAUUUUAAGGUGUAGUGUAACCCUUUUCUCUGCACCCACAGGACACCAGGAUCCUUGUGAACCACCAAAAGCACUGAACCGUCUAACAUCAGUGGAGACAUCAAGUGGUUUCUAAUCAAUCUGUGAGAGAGUCAUGGAUGCUUUUGAGGGGAUCCAUAGCGUCCAGAUUUCCUCUUCUCCUCUGUCUUCGACAAAGGCAAAUCCAGGAUAUGAAGUCCUUAGAACUGGGAGAUCUGGAAUAGCGGUUUAUUCCUCAGCAGUAUUUUAUGGUACACCUGAGGACAAGGGGCGGCCUGCUUCAAGACAAAAGUCCAGCAGGGACGUAGAGACAGAAGGCUGUGUAGUUGGACGGUAAGAAUCAGAACCUAAUGGUUCACAUGACCACAACAGAUUUGUUUGAUCUCACCCAUGUGGUGUAUACGUAAGGGAUUUGAUCAUUAAAAAGAGUUAUCCUGUUGCUUUUGCCACUAGAUGGAGAGGUAUUAGUUUAUAAUGUACAAGUAUCAAUGAAAUUCUUAAUAG
Xyrichtys novacula (pearly razorfish) is the source of this 8532-nucleotide messenger RNA. NCBI's taxonomy places the organism in Eukaryota, Metazoa, Chordata, Actinopteri, Labriformes, Labridae. The record is from the annotation of a GenBank genome assembly.